Eruca vesicaria subsp. sativa (arugula) is the source of this 822-nucleotide messenger RNA. Lineage: Eukaryota; Viridiplantae; Streptophyta; Magnoliopsida; Brassicales; Brassicaceae. The record is from the annotation of a GenBank genome assembly.
AUGGAGUCGCUAGCAUCUAUUUCUCCUUCCAUAAUACUCCCUCCAACAACUACGAUCUCCGUUUCAACCUCACGAUCAGUGUUGAUUCCUCUUCCUUCCAACCGUUGUUCUUCCUUUUCCGGCGCAGGGAGGCCGAUCUCGAUUCGGAGAAGAAGACACUUCUUUAUCUGUAAAUCUUCUGCUGGUGGAGGAGGAGGAGGAUCAGAUAAACAGCUUGGAGAUGAAGAGGAAAGCGAGGAAGUGGAGAAGGCGCUUAACUUGGACGGCACGAUCCCUGGGACUUCGGAUGAGUUUGUGAGGCAAGUCUCGUCACGUGCUUACGACAUGCGUCGGAAACUAGAGCAGACGUUUGAUUCCACCAGCUAUGACGUGUUGGAGUCUAACCCAUGGAGAGGAGACUCAAAGCCUGUUUAUGUACUAACACACAGAGAAAACCAGAUCUGCACCAUGAAAACAAGAACAACUCACAGUGAAGUAGAGAAAGAGCUUGGACUGUUGUUCUCUAAAAGAAUCAGCAACCAGAAAAAGCAAUCUAGACCCGAAACUAAAUUCGAUAUGCUUGUUGAAGAUGUUCGAGAUGGAGUAUUGGUUUUCGAAGAUGUGAAUGAGGCUGUUCGAUACUGUGAUCUACUACAAGGUGGAGGAAAAGGGUGUGAAGGCGUGGCUGAGAUUGAAGCAUCAUCUGUUUUUGAUCUUUGCCGGAAAACAAGGUCUCUGGCGGUGCUAUUCCGCCGUGGAAGAACACCACCCACACCCCAGACGCUGGAGCGUAACUUGGGAUCCCGUAAGCGUUCUCUUGAGGACUUGAGGGACAAUAAAUAA